This is a messenger RNA of Hemibagrus wyckioides, 3525 nucleotides long. RefSeq names its product inhibin beta B chain-like. The coding region runs from base 731 to 1897 and encodes 388 amino acids. The transcript has 2 exons. NCBI's taxonomy places the organism in Eukaryota, Metazoa, Chordata, Actinopteri, Siluriformes, Bagridae. Gene Ontology annotation, molecular function: growth factor activity; cytokine activity. Gene Ontology annotation, biological process: SMAD protein signal transduction; BMP signaling pathway. The record is from RefSeq and is a predicted model, not a curated record. Gene Ontology annotation, cellular component: extracellular region.
UUCUGUGUAAAGCGGUACAAUGUUGCGAUCGCAAGGGGUUAAAGCUGUUCAUACGAGCGCAUCGCCGUGUCCAUGAAAGCGAUGAAGAACUACUUGGACAGCGCAAACUGGAAGACGACACAUCAGACAAAGAAAAACAGGACCUAAAAACGAAAGGCGGAUGUCAAGCACCUAGCUAUUGUGCGUGAGGGAAAAAAAGUAGUGGCAUCUUUAGCAUUUUUUUUCCCAUUAUGGAUAUUUGUAACUGACCAGAGACUCUGCAGCUUGACAGGCUACGUGCAUGGGCAUUAAUAGCAAUUAUUUACUCUGUAAUAUUGCUUCCAUUAUAUAUAUAUUUUUAGCCAUGGCAUGACGCUGAAUUGUCACCGAUGCUGAGACUUUUAUCAAGUAGGAUCGGGGAGACAAUAAAAUCACCAUGUACUAUGACAAAAACGUGAUUUGUUUUGAUUAUGCAUCACUGACUGACCAAGAGCUGAAGAUUUAAUAAAAUGAUUCUUCCAUGAUUUCAACUAAUUCCAAUGAGGUCUGUAAAUCAUCGCAUGGAAGAUCUUAGUGCAUCCUUACAGGAAGACACAUGCUCUGGAUGUUACAUCUUGCUCUUGCGCUUAGAACAUUCUCAUUUGGGACGAGCUUGAAGCAUUUCUAAAAACGACCGAUCACAAGUUCUGUUUAUCCUCGAAGCGAAGACUCGUGACUCGUCUUUCUGUAUUUUCUUUUUUGCUCUUAAAGAAUGCGAAGUUUCCUUUUCAAGGUGCUUUGUCUCUUAGCCUGCGCGCUGUCCGCGCACUGCACGCCCGCGCCAGAAACCGAGGCGCACGCGACGGCGUCGCGCGAUUCGUGCGCAUCGUGCGGUCUCGCGCAGCCUGCCGACUCGGGGAGGAUGGACGCGGAGUUCGUGGAGGCAGUCAAGAGACACAUCCUGACCAGGCUGCAGAUGAGGGAGAGACCCAACAUCACUCAGUCCAUACCAAAGGCGGCCAUGGUGACCGCGCUGCGAAAGUUGCACGCCGGGAAGGUGCGCGCGGACGGCAGGGUCGAGAUCCCCGAAGUGGACGGGCACGCGAGUCAUGCCAAUGACGUCGAGGAGGAAACGUCAGAAAUCAUAAGUUUUGCAGAGACAGACGAUUUGCUGUCUUCAAAGUCCAGCCUUUUCUUCAUCAUCUCCAAUGAAGGCAACCAGAACCUCUAUGUGUCUCAGGCGAACCUGUGGUUGUACUUUAAACUUCUGCCUAGUUUGUUGGAGAAGGGCACUCGAAGGAAGGUUAUGGUUAAAGUGUACUAUCAAGAACCUGGCCUGGGCAGCAAGUGGAACCUGGUGGAGAAGCGUGUGGAGCUGAAACGCAGUGGCUGGCACACGUUCCCUCUUACUGAUGCUGUGCAACUUGUGUUCUCCAAAGGUACACGAAGGCAGAACCUGGAUGUUCGGUGCGAAGGCUGCGAGGAGGCAGGCGUUUUGCCUGUAUUGGUGAACUCGGGUGAUGAGUCACACCGACCAUUCUUGGUGGUGCAGGCACGUGCAACAGACAGCAAGCACCGCAUCCGCAAACGCGGCUUGGAGUGUGAUGGUACCAGCGGCCUGUGCUGCCGCCAACAAUUCUACAUUGACUUCCGCCUCAUUGGCUGGAACGACUGGAUCAUCGCCCCAUCAGGCUACUUUGGCAACUACUGUGAGGGAAACUGCCCCGCAUACAUGGCUGGCGUUCCAGGGUCAGCAUCGUCGUUUCACACCGCUGUAGUGAACCAGUACCGAAUGAGGGGGAUGAGUCCAGGCUCCAUGAACUCCUGCUGUAUUCCCACCAAACUCAGCACCAUGUCCAUGCUGUAUUUCGAUGAUGAGUACAACAUUGUCAAGCGCGAUGUUCCCAACAUGAUCGUGGAGGAGUGCGGAUGCGCUUGAAUGGGGAUUUUUAAGGACUCGUCACUCUGUAAACCUUGAUGGAACAAAUUAUUGUAAAAUGAUAUUUAUGAACAGCUGGGUAAACAAUUACCUUGAUGUCCACACCCACACACCCAUGCAUGCACAAAUCUUUUGUACAUAUAUUUAUGUUGGUUAAUAUCUUCCUGGUAGACUCAUUUAUAUGUGAUACAGUCUUAUUCUAUGAGCACAGGUUUGUUCAGUAGGUAUUGAAGUCAAAGGAAUAACAAAGUUGUGUUCCAGUUUAUUGCUGGUUCUUUGCUUCUCUUCUCUAAAAUGUCCAUGUUGGGAAAUUGAGAUGAGAGGAGCCUUAGGAACGAGUCUUUCCCCACAAAACCCCCAGAAUUUCUAAACUAUGCCUCUUUCACUGUAUACAAAAGCACUGACCAACUCCCCAUUUAAUCCUUUCAACAGUAGCACUUCGCUUAACCACUCCAUUGGAAAACACGACAACUGAUCCAUUUUAGAGUCUCCAUCAAGCAGUAUUCAUCUGUCAAACUCGGUCAAACAACUGACCCAUAUUGUUUUAGACAUGCUGCAUUCUCAAGUACUCAUGUUAGUGGGGCUUAUUACCACGGGACAUGAGUAAGCAUUUUGUCAUUACUUAGUACAAGGGCUUUUUAUAUAGCAGGAGACAUGCAUUUAGUUUUCUGUAAUGCUUCACUCCUGAGUGCUUAUUUGUGUAAACAAAUCUGCACACAGAGUGAAGGGAAUUAUGUCUCUCAAUCUCUGCUUGUGUGUCUGUAACAGUGCUGUUUGCUGAAAAGAAAAACUCCCAAAAGUACUUAAAAGAACAUUUCUUCUCUCAAGUUGCCAUUUUUUCAGUCGGCAAGGGGUGCAGUAUCAUAAUUGCAAAAAAGAAGAAAUAAAUAAACCCUAAAUGCACAAUUUAUAGCACUUGCUAAUUGAAAUGCCUUUAAAGGGUAACAAGUGGCACACCUGUGCUCGCUCACAAUCCUUGUUUUCAAAUAAGUGCCACACGAACUAUGCAAUGUAUAGAACCAACCCACUUCUGACAAACUAGCUAGUAGGUGUAUGCUAUAUUUCAAUACUUGAAAUGUCUUUCGCUUCCUUCUCUGAAUGAAUGGUUGUUAUGAUGUUAUGAUCUUUGCACUGAAAAAGGCGCAUUAUGAGUAAAAGAAAAGAAAAAAAAACUUGCCAUUGAUAUAAAAGCUAUUUUUAUAGACAUGAAAUAAAUUCUGUUCAAAUGUAUUAUACGGAACCGUGGAACCAAAGAGGCCAAGAUUUUUCUUUAGCUAUGAUAAGAUGGCAUUUCUUUAGCUAUUAUAAGAUGACCAUCGCAUUGUUAUGUAAAAUACAUUUUUUUUGAUCAUGCAAAUGGCCUAAACACUGUAUCAGGGUACCAUAUUAUGGAUUCCAUUUUCAGCUCGAUUCACUUUCUUUCUUAUUUUGUACAGUAGAUAAAUGGAAUAUUUCAUAUUUUUUCAUCAACUUUAAUAUUUUUGGUUUUCUAUUUAAUACUUCUAGUUCCUUUUGCAGAAUCAUUUAGAAUCAAAUACGUGCCACCUCUGUACAGCGUAUGUAAGAUAAAGAAUGCUUUUAAAUAUUUUGUUCUUUGUAACUGUUAUAAAUAAAUUCCUUAUUCUGCA